Molecule: messenger RNA, 954 nt
Organism: Micromonas pusilla CCMP1545
Lineage: Eukaryota; Viridiplantae; Chlorophyta; Mamiellophyceae; Mamiellales; Mamiellaceae
Exons: 1
Coding region: 1-954 (317 amino acids)
Source: RefSeq, a predicted model, not a curated record
AUGGCUGGGGGUUACACGGGCGCGGCUCUCGGACUCGCCGCGCCAGCUGCAACAGAAAAAUGCUGCAACAGAAUGUUAACCAAAACCGCGACGCCCUCGGUCUCCGUGCGCACAGCUCGAUCGCCGCCAGCGCGCACGCGGACUCCCGUCGCGAGCAUGGCGUCGUCGUCGCUCCGUAUCGAUGCGCUCGCGCGCGUCGCAUCCACGCCCGUGGCGUCGCGUCCUCCGCGGGGACGCGCGACGCCCCCCCGCGUCGCGCGAACGACGACCGUGGAGACGAUCUCCUCUCCGCGCGGUUCCGACGCGUCCGCCCCCGGCCGCCGCGCGUCCCUCUUCGGCCUCGCCGCCGCCGCCGCUGCGGCGACGUCAUCGCGUCCACCGCGCGCGCGCGCGGAGAUAUCGACGCCGAAAGGGUACGACGACCCGGUGGUCACCCCCGGAGGUUUCAACGCGUGGGCGUCCACGAGCGAUGCCAUCGGAUGCGCGUACGUCAUCGAGUGGCCGUCCGGGUGGUGCGCGCUCUCGGACCUGAGCUCCGCGCGGACGGUCGGCGUGGACGCGUCGUUCAAGAACCCCGCGGACGAGGCGUCCACGCUCGCGGUGUUCGUGUCCGACGUGCCGGUCGGGCAGCGAAGCGUCGCGGAUCAAGGGAGCCUGGACGCGCUCGCGAGAAGCCGCGCGGACUCGGCGCCGCGGCAACAGAACAUCGGCAAGCGGAAGCGGAAGACGCCGCUCGCGAGCGGGGGGGGCGACGCGCUGACGUACGACAUCGAGACGAAAGUCGGCGGCGGCACCGCCGGGCGGUUCGGCGCCGCGGUCGAGCUCGUGUCGAUCACGGUCGUCGGAGGGAAAGAGUAUUUGAUACGAGCGACCGCGUCGGCGUCUUCGUGGCCGGGGGAGAAGGCGAGGCUGCGACGCGCGGUGGAGAGCUUCGCGUUCACGGGGAAGUGUUAG